This is a messenger RNA of Eufriesea mexicana, 846 nucleotides long. RefSeq lists its product as uncharacterized. The record is from RefSeq and is a predicted model, not a curated record. Lineage: Eukaryota; Metazoa; Arthropoda; Insecta; Hymenoptera; Apidae. Bases 1 to 846 code for a protein of 281 amino acids. The transcript has 4 exons.
AUGAAGUGGCCACGGGUCGAGUGGAAAUUUACGUGGUUCGAGAGGAUUCCUUGCGUCCUGUUGGUGAUACUUUUGGCAAUACCUGGACAUGUCUUCGCGUUCGAUAAUUCCACCGAUACGUUCGUCGAGAAAUGCCGCGUGGACUGCACUUUGCACAAGGAUGUUAUUCAUUGCGGAAGGUACAGGGUCGUCAGGUGGCUCUACGACGUCGUAAGAGAGAAGGAAUUCAGCUACGGACCCAUUCGCGUUGUCAGAAUCUCGGCCAUGUCCGAGCAGUCGAUCCUCCCGAAAUUUCCCCAGUCUCGAAUCUUCAAGAGCGACGCCAUCGAGACGUUGAAUUUCAUCAGAGACAUCGCGGAAGAUCUGCUGACGAAACGAGUCGUGGUUUACACCAUUGACAACUCUGUCACGGCCAGGAGCCUUGGCAGCGCGCCCAUGAUCAUGGACGAGGAUGAACUUAGUCAGAUGCGCAGUGGGAAAGUGCCCGAAGGUAACUGGAGGCUGCUGAAGAAAAAGAAAUCCAUAAUCCUGCCAAUUUUGAUCCUCUUGAAUCUACUGAAAUUAAAACUACUGCUGCUGCCAAUCUUCCUCAGUAUCCAUUUUAUUAAGAAGCUUCUGCUGCUGGCCUCGCUAUUAGCUCCGUCGAUCCUGUCACGUCUGAAGAUCUGCAAGCUCGCGCAACCCCACUCGCAAGCCUACCCCUAUCACACGUGGUCCACGGCUGCUGAAGGGCCAGUCGACUACCCGACAGGAUACGGGCAGGACGAGGCCUGGUCGCACCGGAACGACUACCAAGGCAACGUGGCUUACAUGGGCUACCACGGCGUUCGCAAUCCUUACGGAUGA